Molecule: messenger RNA, 2607 nt
Organism: Ricinus communis (castor bean)
Lineage: Eukaryota; Viridiplantae; Streptophyta; Magnoliopsida; Malpighiales; Euphorbiaceae
Exons: 3
Coding region: 101-2539 (812 amino acids)
Biological process (GO): transmembrane transport
Cellular component (GO): plasma membrane
Molecular function (GO): transmembrane transporter activity
Source: RefSeq, a predicted model, not a curated record
UCCAUUUCAGAGUCUCUCCUCAACUGGUUCACUUCUUUGCUUUCAUGCAAAAACGAUUUAGUCGAUCUCUCCAUAAUAUAUUCUCUUACUAGUUAAUAGCAUGUGGACAGCAGCAAGGGGCCUAACCAAGGGACUGUGGUCUGCGCACCUGAGUACAGCCUUAAGGACAACAGUUGCAUGCACCAUCGUGGGAUGCACCACCCUUUACGGCCCUGCGCCACUCAAGCACUUGCUAUCAUAUCCUGCCUUUUCUUAUGCGACAGCCAUCUUAAUUAUAUCGGAUGCUACGCUUGGACACACUCUUAGAGGAGCUUGCCAUGCUCUCUAUGCUACUAUUCAAGUAAUGGUCCCUUCUAUUCUGACCUUGUGGGUGAUUGGACCGGCCAGGUUGAACAGUGGCCUCGCUGCAGUGGCAGUGGCAGUCACUGCCUUUAUGGUGGCGUUGCUGGAGCCAAUACCUUUGAUGGCCAAAAGAAUUGCAUUUGGGCAGAUGGUGAUUGUGUAUGUAGGAGCAGUUAUUCAUGGUGCGGAAACGGGAAUAGUGAUGCACCCACUUCAUGUGGGUUCCUGUACAGCUCUGGGGGCUUUAGCUUCUGUUUUGGCUAUGCUGGUUCCAUUCCCUUGCCUAGCCUACUCCGAGGUCAGGAAGACAUGCAGAUUAUACGUUGAGAACGCUUCAGAAAGAUUGGAUCUCUUCAUGGAUAGUUUCACUGCCCAGGAAAACCAAGCUGCAACCAACUUGAUUUCUCAAGCAAAAUUCUUAGCGGAAACAGGAACUGGACACCUUCAGAAGAUCAAAGAUGCUCAUGGCGGUAUGUUGUGGGAGAAGCCGCAGAUCAGAUUCUUGAAGCCUAAAUCUAUGGAGCCAGUAGAGAUAUUGGAAGAAGUGGAAAUAUUGAUAAAAGGAAUGGAAAUGGCUUUGACUUCUUGCCCUGUGUUUCCUGUUAGCUUGAUGACUGACGAGCUUAGAGAAAUAUCAAUGGGCAUGAAAGGUAAAAUACGCCUAAAGCUAGAGCAAGCAAAGUGUGUUGUGCUUUUUGAUGCUGCAACAGCUCCUGAGUCGAUGGAGGAACUUUCAGACAAACUCCUGUGGACUCUCAAAACUGGUGCCACGACACAAGAGGAACUGCCAGCUUUCUUCUUGUUGUACUGUCUGGAACUUCUGCAAGGGGAUGCACCAAUCAGUCGAUGUCUAGAGUGCAGUGUGAGGAACACAGAAGAGAUAGAAGGCGAAGAGACCAGUGAUGUUAAAAAUCCAGCAAAGGGUAGCCUCAAAAGCACUUGUAAUGGCAUAAUGAUGAAACUUAGCAGCGAAAGAUGGAAUUUCGCGUUGAAGUGUUCACUUUCUCUGGGUUUUGCUGUGCUAUUUGGUUUAAUAUUCAACAAAGAAAAUGGAUACUGGUCAGGACUAACAAUUGCCACCAGUUUUAUAAAAGGAAGACAAGCUACAUUUACAGCUGCAAACGCCCGCGCACAAGCAACAGCUCUGGGAUCAGUCUAUGGAGUCCUGUGUUCCUUCAUUUUCCAGAGAUUUGUGGACUACAGGUUUUUACUUCUUUUCCCUUGGAUCAUUUUCUCUAACUUUCUAAAGCAUAGCAGAAUGUAUGGCCAAGCUGGUGGAAUUUCAGCUGUCAUAGGGGCUUUAUUAAUACUGGGCCGGAAAAAUUAUGGCUCUCCAAGUGAGUUUGCAAUUGCCAGAAUCGUUGAGACUUUUAUUGGAUUAAUCUGCUCUGUUACGGUAGAAAUUCUAUUCCAACCAGCAAGAGCAGCAACUCUGGCAGAAACCCAAUUUAUUUGGAGUUUGAGAGCACUCCAAAGUUGCAUCGAGGAUAUUGUUCUUUUAGCAGGCCAAAAGAGCAUGUCUGAAUCAGUUCCUCUAGGUUUAAGAGAAAAGCAGAAGACGCUGAAGUCCCACAUUGAUCAAAUGGGUAAAUUCAUUGGUGAUGCCACACUGGAGCCCAAUUUUUGGUUCUUGCCUUUUCAAGAAGCCAUUUACGAAAAAUUCCUUAGAUCUUUAAGAAAGAUGCAGGACCUGAUACUAUUUGCAGCCUAUGCUGUAGAAAUUCUUUCAGGAAUAUCAGAGAAGUUAGGACUAGAUUGGGAGGAGCUAGAAGAAUACAUUGAUAUUGAUCUAGAUCAUUUUCAGGAAAAAGUUAAAUCUUCUCUAAUAUGCCUUGAAGAGGUGCUUUGUGUGAAGUCUAUUGCAGUUUUUGAAAAUAAAUGGCAGAAGAGUCCUGAUAUUGAAUCCGGAAAAUCAGACAUUAAGGGUCUAGACGUGGAAUCAGUUCUGGAAAUUGUGAGUUCUUUUAUGGAAAACUCAAAGGAAGUAGUUAGCAUGGCUAAUGCCUCCAAGGGUGAGCAGAGGUUAAAAAAUCAGAUGAUAAUUUACUUAAGUGGUUUAGGGUUCUGCAUCAGCAAUUUGAUGAGAGAAACAAUAGAGAUUGGGAAAGGAGUAAAAGAACUAAUCGCAAUGGAGAGUCCAGCAAUGCAAAUUAAUUUGAAUGAAAUUCUAUGUAAAUUUAAGGAUUUUCCAUGCUAAAUAAAAUGGUGCUACCUUGUAAUUGAAUAUCAUGCAAUAAACAAUAUAUGCCAGAAAAUAUUGCAAUU